Capsella rubella is the source of this 1144-nucleotide messenger RNA. RefSeq names its product metallothionein-like protein 4B. NCBI's taxonomy places the organism in Eukaryota, Viridiplantae, Streptophyta, Magnoliopsida, Brassicales, Brassicaceae. The record is from RefSeq and is a predicted model, not a curated record. Bases 173 to 430 code for a protein of 85 amino acids. Gene Ontology annotation, molecular function: zinc ion binding. The transcript has 2 exons.
AGUACGUCGCACAUGCUUAGUCAGUAGCCACGACACGCGUUAGAGGAGACACAUGCCUUCCGACAUAGAGGCCACGAAUUCAUUCCUAUUGCUGCUCAGUGUUCUUUAAUUUUAUCAUCCACAAUGUAAAAAGAGAGAGGCGUGAGAAAGAAACAAAGCAGGGAAAACAAAAAUGGCUGACACAGGCAAAGGAAGCUCCGGCGCUACUAGCUGCAACGAUCGUUGUGGCUGCCCUUCUCCAUGUCCUGGUGGUGAAUCUUGCAGGUGUAGGAUGAGUGAAGCAUCUGGUGGGGAUCAAGAGCACAUCACGUGUCCGUGUGGAGAUCACUGUGGCUGCAACCCUUGUACUUGCCCCAAGACUCGAACUCAAACCACUGCCAAGGGCUGCACCUGUGGUGAGGGUUGUACCUGCGCCACUUGCGCUGCUUAGUCAUCCUUAACUAUGUUUAUAUCAUACUUACUACUGUUAUGUACUAGUUAGUCGAUAUGGAAUAAAAACUAGACGAUAAAAAUAUGUCAAUGUUAUGCUUCUUGUAUAUGUCAAUAAAAGAGGGUCUUUGGACUAAUACAAAACUACAAACUGGGCCAAGUCGAAGGAGAAGAGUAUAUAUAUGACUGGGACUGGCUGAGUAAACUAAAAUUGGGCCUAGAAAAAGAAAGAAAACCCUAAAAAGAUGUCAUUGUCUUCUCUUCAUCCUUGUUCCUCCAUCUGGAUCUGGUAUAGGUUGGGAUAUGAUCCUGUUGGUGAUCAGUUCAAAGCAUUGACCUUAGUGUCUCUUACUUACCGGGACCAUGAUUCUCUAGUGCACCAAGUUUUAACACUUGGAGGAGAAUCUUCAUGGACACGCAAUAAGGUCACCACCCUGCCUUAUUACACUAUAACUAAACCAAUAUGCAUCAAUGGUUUCCUAUAUUAUGGUACCCCCAACCCGAUAUGAGGAGAGCCACGUGAUUGUGUGUUUUGAUCUCAGAUAUGAGAGGCUAGGUUUUAUCAAAGCACCUAGGGGUGUUAUGUCUUGGGAGAGUGAAUCAAUAUUGAUUGAAUACAAAGGCAAGUUAGCUUCCAUUGAGAGACAUCCUUAGUUUUGAUUUAUGGAUACUAGAGGAUGUGAUGGAACAUGUUUGGUCCAAGCAAACACUUGAG